ACCUCAGUGACGCAGCACUCGUCUCACUCGGGAGAAAGAUGAUGAAGCAAGCUCGCACUUUGCUCUCCAGGAGCCUUUGCAACCAAAGCAGCUCACUUUUCGAAGGAAGCUCUAGGUCUUCGGCGUUUCGUGGUUUCGCAACCUGGGUUGAUUCCUCUACCACCAAACGUGCUGAUGCGGCUAAGCCUAGUAGUGGUCGUGUCUUCGCGCCUUACGCUAUCUUCAAAGGAAGAGCUGCACUCUCUGUUGAACCUGUCCUCCCCACUUUCACCAAAAUCGAGCCUGGGAAUCUGAGGAUAGACCGUCGUGGAUCCGUGAUGAUGACUUUUAUGCCUGCUGUUAGUGAGCGCAAGUACGACUGGGAGAAGAAACAGGUCUUUUUGUUUGCUUUGUCACCUACUGAAGUUGGAUCUGUGAUCAGCAUGGGUCCCCAGGACAGCUCUGAGUUUUUCCAUGACCCUUCCAUGAAAUCAAGUAACGCUGGCCAAGUCAGGAAGUCACUGUCGAUCAAGCCACUCGCAGAUUCUACCGGCUACUUCUUCCAAUUGAGCGUAACCGACAACAUCCAAAACAGUAAUGACCGUAUUGUGGUUCCUGUCUCCAAAGCUGAAUUUGCAGUGCUGAAGAGUGCUUUUAGUUUUGCUCUUCCACACAUCCUAGGCUGGGAUCGGAUAACAGGAGGUGACGUUGGCAUUGCAGCGCAGGGGAUUGCUUCACUUCCAAAGGCUGAUCCGAUGCAGUUGGAGCUGGAGUGGGGUAAAGAGUAAAGACUGAUUUGGGAGUAGGAAUGGAGUAAAUUGACAAUGCAUUGUGUUCUUUUUUCUGAAGUUUGGCGUAACACAAAACUUAGUAUGCUCUGUUCUUGAAUUUUAACAUGUCCUCUCUAAGACUACUUCUAAUUUUGGGGCUUCUUCCCGUUGUCAUUAGCACUUCUAUGUUAUUUUACGGUAAAAGCCUUUUGGUUUUCAGCUUAA
Brassica oleracea var. oleracea is the source of this 974-nucleotide messenger RNA. Its product is annotated as single-stranded DNA-binding protein WHY2, mitochondrial. The transcript is spliced from 8 exons. Lineage: Eukaryota; Viridiplantae; Streptophyta; Magnoliopsida; Brassicales; Brassicaceae. Gene Ontology annotation, biological process: regulation of DNA-templated transcription; defense response. Bases 39 to 767 code for a protein of 242 amino acids. Gene Ontology annotation, molecular function: single-stranded DNA binding. The record is from RefSeq and is a predicted model, not a curated record.